GAACCUCGUCUCUACCGUGCCUCAGGGAGAUUCCAGAAGAGGGUUGUUGCUGCUGCUCCAAUUCAUGAUGUGACGACAGUCCCUCUUCCUUCCGUAAAUUCUGAUACAACAGCUAUGGCUUCGCUUAACUAUGAUGAGGAUACUCACCAUUUGAAUAAGAUGACAGAAGAUAACAAAAUAAUGGAAGAGGCAGCAGAGUAUGCGAAGGGUCUCGAGCGGACAACAAUCGCGGUACCGGGAGACGAGGAUAUGAGGACCACCGUCACACCCACGGCUAUUUCUCAAAAUGUACCGGCUAUCAUUACACCUCGCACUCAGAUUGAAGAGUCAAAGCAGCAGUUCAAGCAACCGCCGCCGGCUUUCCCU
This is a messenger RNA of Ostertagia ostertagi, 366 nucleotides long. The record is from the annotation of a GenBank genome assembly. NCBI's taxonomy places the organism in Eukaryota, Metazoa, Nematoda, Chromadorea, Rhabditida, Trichostrongylidae.